GUAGAUGCAUAAACCAAUCGUUACGCAUAGGUUAAGAAGGAUUCCUUAGUGGGCAAGUAACUAUAUUGAACCGGGCUCCGAGAUAUUUUGCUUCUCCAGAUCAAUCUUUUCCUGACACGUGUUAACCUGACGUGGCCGCCCUCGCCAUGUUCUUCUAUAAAUAGGCGUUUAUUAUCGAUUCCAACCAUCAGCUCUUUAGAUUUGUUUGCUCAUCUCCCCGGCUUCCGGAUAUUUUCUUCAGCCUUCAAGAUGCAGAUCUUUGUUAAGACACUCACGGGCAAAACCAUCACUCUCGAGGUUGAGAGUUCUGAUACAAUUGACAAUGUUAAGGCCAAAAUUCAGGAUAAGGAAGGCAUUCCCCCCGACCAACAGAGGCUCAUCUUUGCUGGAAAGCAGCUUGAAGAUGGUCGGACUCUAGCAGAUUACAACAUUCAGAAGGAGUCCACUCUUCACCUUGUUCUUCGUCUGAGGGGUGGGAUGCAAAUAUUUGUGAAAACCCUCACUGGAAAGACCAUCACCCUCGAGGUUGAGAGCUCUGACACAAUUGACAAUGUGAAGGCUAAAAUACAGGACAAGGAGGGCAUUCCACCUGACCAGCAACGACUCAUUUUUGCUGGGAAACAACUUGAGGAGGGCAGGACUCUGGCGGACUAUAAUAUUCAGAAGGAAUCUACUCUCCAUCUCGUUCUCCGUUUGAGGGGUGGAAUGCAGAUUUUUGUGAAGACACUUACUGGAAAGACCAUCACUCUUGAGGUGGAGAGUUCAGACACUAUAGACAAUGUCAAGGCGAAGAUUCAGGAUAAGGAGGGUAUCCCGCCUGAUCAGCAGAGGCUUAUAUUUGCCGGAAAACAGUUGGAGGAUGGUAGGACCCUGGCUGACUAUAACAUCCAGAAGGAAUCCACUCUGCAUCUCGUCCUUCGUUUGCGGGGUGGGAUGCAGAUCUUUGUGAAGACUCUUACAGGCAAAACGAUCACCCUUGAGGUGGAGAGCUCUGAUACCAUUGACAAUGUGAAGGCUAAAAUUCAGGACAAGGAGGGAAUCCCACCCGACCAGCAGAGGCUUAUUUUUGCUGGGAAGCAGCUUGAGGAUGGACGGACUUUGGCAGACUACAACAUUCAAAAGGAAUCCACUCUGCACUUAGUCCUUCGCCUGCGAGGUGGGAUGCAGAUAUUUGUGAAGACUCUAACUGGGAAGACAAUCACACUGGAGGUUGAGAGUUCAGACACUAUCGACAAUGUGAAGGCUAAAAUCCAAGACAAAGAGGGCAUCCCUCAAGAUCAGCAGAGGCUCAUAUUUGCAGGAAAGCAACUGGAGGAUGGGCGAACCCUGGCUGAUUAUAACAUCCAGAAAGAGUCAACCCUUCAUCUUGUCCUCCGCCUCCGGGGUGGCGAUCACUAAGAAAUUGUCAGCCGGCUUUUGCUUCAGCAUGUCUUUUGGUGUUAAGGUGUGUGAACUUUUUUAAGUAUGGUUUCGGGUUUGAUGGAUCUAUAUAGCCUCGUAUUAUCUCUAUGGAAAUAAACAGUGUUAAUACUUGUGUGGCA
Messenger RNA from Malania oleifera, 1541 nucleotides. RefSeq names its product polyubiquitin-like. The transcript is spliced from 2 exons. Gene Ontology annotation, biological process: protein ubiquitination; modification-dependent protein catabolic process. Bases 250 to 1398 code for a protein of 382 amino acids. The record is from RefSeq and is a predicted model, not a curated record. Lineage: Eukaryota; Viridiplantae; Streptophyta; Magnoliopsida; Santalales; Ximeniaceae. Gene Ontology annotation, molecular function: ubiquitin protein ligase binding; protein tag activity. Gene Ontology annotation, cellular component: cytoplasm; nucleus.